GGCGCGGGGGGCGCGGGGCUGGGGCGCCAUGGAGACGGGGCUGGGGCUGCCGCUGCUCCCGCUGCUCCCGCUGCUGCUCCCGCCGCUCCUGCUCCCGCCGCUGCUGCUCCCGCCGCUCCUGCUCCCGCCGCUCCUGCCGCUGCCCCGCGCCGCCGCCGAGCAGGUUGUCCUGCUGGACUCGAAGGAAUCUCAGGCAGAGCUGGGCUGGACCUCGCACCCAUCAAACGGGUGGGAAGAGAUCAGCGGCGUGGAUGAGAACUACAAACCGAUCCGCACGUACCAGGUGUGCAAUGUCAUGGAGCCGAACCAGAACAACUGGCUGCAGACGGGCUGGAUCGCCAGGCGCGACGGUCAGAGGAUCUUCAUCGAGCUCAAGUUCACCCUGCGGGACUGCAACAGCAUCCCUGGCGUGAUGAGCACCUGCAAGGAGACUUUCAACUUGUACUAUGUCGAGUCUGACUCCGACCUGGGCCGGAGCGUCCACGAGAGCAAACACACCAAGAUCGACACCAUCGCUGCUGAUGAGAGUUUCACACAGGGGGACCUGGGCGAGCGCAAGAUGAAGCUGAACACCGAGCUGAGGGAGAUAGGGCACCUGAGCAAGAGAGGCUUCCACCUGGGCUUCCAGGACAUGGGCGCCUGUGUGGCGCUGGUCUCUGUGCGAGUCUAUUACAAGAAAUGCCUCAGCACCGUGCAGAACUUGGCCGUGUUCCCAGACACGGUGGCAGAGACGGCCUUUGCGACGUUGGUGGAAGUUAAGGGCACUUGUGUCGCUCAUGCUGAGGUGGACGUGGAUAAUCCCCCCCGGAUGCACUGCAGCACUGAGGGCGAGUGGCUGGUCCCCAUAGGGAAAUGCACGUGCGGCCCCGGCUUUGAGGAGAAGGACGGGGGAUGCAGAGCUUGUCUUCCAGGAUUUUACAAGGUCUCCCUCCAUCUCCCUCUCUGCUCCCCAUGCCCUGAGCACAGCUUCACGCACGAGGAAGCCUCCACGUUCUGUUCGUGCCAGAAGAACUACUCCAGGUCUCCGUCAGACCCACCCUCCGCGUCCUGCACACGCCCGCCCUCUGCCCCGAGGAACCUGGUGUACAGCCUGCGGCAGUCGUCCCUGGUGCUGCACUGGAGUGCCCCGGCCGACGCCGGCGGCCGCAGCGACCUGACCUACAGCCUGUGGUGUGGUCGGUGCCCCGCGGCGCUGCGGGGCCGCUGUGAGCAGUGUGGCAGCAGCGUGGGCUUCGUGCCGCAGCAGACGGGGCUGGUGGAGCGCACGGUCACCCUGGUGAACCUGCUGCCUCACGUCAACUACACCAUCCGUGUGGCAGCCCUCAACGGCGUCUCCGGGGUCAGCCCGCUGGCGGGGCCGCAGUACGCCGAGGUCAACGUGUCCACCGGCCACGCAGCACCAAAUCCUGUCACCGACAUCCGCACGGAUAAAGUAGAGCAGAAGAGCGUCUCCUUGUCGUGGCAGGAGCCAGGCUUCCCCAGCACCAACAGCACUGAGUACGAGGUCAAGUACUACGAGAAGGAUCAGAGAGAUCAAAGUUACUCAACUGUGAAAACCACAUCAACGGCCGUGACGGUCAAUAACCUGAAACCUGGUACCCUCUAUAUCUUCCAAAUCCGAACAUCUUCCUCUCCAGACUAUGGGAACUACAACCCUGGCAUUGAAGUGGAGACGCUGGCAGAGUUGACAGUGGCCUCCAGUGAGCAGAACCCCGUCCUCAUCAUUGUGGUGGUGGCCAUUGCAGGGCUGACGGUGCUGGUGUCCACCGUGAUCGGCGUGAUGGUCUGGAGGAGGCAGUGUGGGUACAGCAAAGCCAGCCAGGAUGGGGACGAGGAGCUGUACUUCCACUUUAAAAUACCGACCAGGAGGACGUACAUUGACCCCGACACCUGCGAAGACCCCAUGCAGGCUGUGCACCUCUUUGCCAAGGAGCUGGAUAAUGCCAGCAUAAAAAUUGAGAGAAUCAUCAGGACAGGAGAGUUCGGGGAGAUGUGCCGGGGGUGCCUGAAGCUGCCCAGCAAGCGGGAGCUGCCCGUGGCCAUCCAGACGCUGCGGGCAGGCUGCUCGGAGAAGCAGCAGCACUCCUUCCUGGCUGAGGCCUGCACCAUGGGCCAGUUUGACCACUCCAACGUCAUCCGCCUGGAGGGGGUCAUCACCAGAGGGAGCACCAUGAUGAUAGUGAUGGAGUACCUGGGGAAUGGCCUGCUGGACUCCUUUCUCAGGGUGAGUUCUGGGGGGUCUGCCCAGCUCAGGCUCUGCUGGCUGUGUCCCCAUUGCUCACCUUUGGCUUUUCCUCCUCUGCUUUCAAAGAAACACGAGGGGCAGUUCACGGGCUCGCAGCUCGUCUGCAUGCUGCAGGGCAUUGCCUCUGGCAUGGCGUACCUGGCAGAGAUGGGCUACGUGCACAAAAGCCUGGCUGCACACAAGGUCCUUGUGAGCAGCAGCCUGGUGUGCAAGAUCACUGGGUUCAGACGGCCACAAGAAGAUAAGAUGGAAACCAUCUUCUCCACCAUGCGUGGGAAGAGCCUGGUGCUGUGGUCAGCCCCCGAGGCCAUCCAGUAUCACCACUUCAGCCCGGCCAGCGACGUGUGGAGCUUCGGCAUCGUCAUGUGGGAAGUCAUGUCCUAUGGCGAGAGACCCUACUGGGACAUGUCCCACCAGGACGUGAUGAAGGCUGUGGAGGACGGGUUCCGCCUGCCCGCCCCAGCGAACUGCCAGCCACCCCUCCACCAGCUGAUGCUCCAAUGCUGGCAGAAGGACCGCAGCCAGAGGCCCAAGUUCUCCCACAUCCACAAUGUCCUCAGCAAGUUGGUGCAGAGUCUGGAGCCCCCGAAGUGCCCCAGCUCCACGUGCCCCAGGUCCCAUGGCACAUCCAUCCCCUUCUCUGAGCGAACCUUCUCAGCCUUCCCAUCUUUCAGCUCUGUAGGCGAGUGGCUGGAAACCAUAGAAAUGGGCAGGUACAAAGACAACUUCACUGCUGCGGGCUACUGCUACCUGGAGUCAGUGGCCAGGAUGACAGCCCAAGACAUCCUCAGCCUGGGGAUCACGCUGGUGGAGCACCAGAAGACCAUCCUGAGUGGGAUCCAGACCCUCCGGGCCCAGGUGAUCCGGAUGCACGGCCGAGGGGUGCAGGUGUGAAGCAGUGCCCUGCAAAGGUGCAGAGCACCAGCCUGGCACUCCUGGGGAGGAGCUGCCCACUGGCCCCAGCCAGCCCUGUCUGUGAAACCUGGUGGUCUCAGGUGGGCUGUGGGAAUCUCUGGGUGCUGCCAAAUACGUCAUUCCAUGUAGCAAGAGGGCAGGGCUUCCGUCCCCUGAGCCAGGGCAGCCCAGGAUUCCUGGGAUAAUGUGGUGUGCCUGGGUGGGUGUGGCUCUCCCUGGCACUGUUUUGUAAGAUGAGUCAAACUGUAGUGAUGCCGUUUUAGGUGGUAAUUGAGUUCAUAGGGUGGGAUGGACUUUUGUGCACUGUCUUAAUCCAGAGCUGAUGUUUCUGUAUCUAGCAUUCUGCUGGUGAAUCCGUGGAUACUUUUAUACAACCUGACAGAUCCCACCAACCCCACAAGAAGCUUUUACUGCUUUUAUUUUUAGAGAGCAGAGCACGGCUCUCACCCAGCUCCUGGGAGGUGACUUUCCCCAUCUGUGCUGAAGGAAAGUCUUUUCCAGCCACAUCCUUUCUUCUCUGAGAGUUACUUCACUGAGUGUCUGACACCUCAGUUGGUGUCUCUGGUAAAGAGCAGAGCAAAUGGUGCUGCAUCCAAGCAAUCCAGGGCACAUCAGGCAGUCCAGGGCACAUCCACACUUUGUUUUGUGAGCACAGUGCUGCCUGCCUGGCACGCUGGCAGCUCCCAUGGCUGCAGCCCGAUCCCUGACGAAGACAUAAAUAGCAUCUCCUUAAUAAUACAAUUUCCUUGAAGUUAGUUCAUUAGAUGUGUCUUUGCAGCCCUGCACGGAGUUUUGUAGGGCAUUUAUUAUCAUCCGUAAGUAUUGCAAGUGAAUUAUUAAUGCUGAAAGGCAAAGAUUUACAAAGGGGAUGAAGGCUGUGGGAGAUGCUCACAGUGAGGCUGGAAAUCUGCUCCAGUCAGACCUUCCUGUUAGCCUGCUCCCAGAGGAUGGGGAUCUGAAUGAGGAUUGAGUGAAGGGCCCUGAGGCAGCCCUUGGGUCCAGCACAGUGAUCGCUCUGCCCGCACACACUGUGAGCAAAACAAGCUCUCUCCUUCCCACCCCCUCUGUAGUUCAAACAACACUCCCCAAUGUCUCUUGGUUAGAGGUUUUAGCAGAAAUAAAUUAAGUCUGGCUCAUGUCCAGUCAGGUUGGUCACUUGCCAUCCCACUGUUUUCCACCCCGAAGAGGAAGAGCAGUGAACUGAGCCCUGCAUUUGGUGAAAUGCCCAAUCCCAAGGAUCAAGUGCAAUUUAUGUGUUCUUCAUGUUUACAUUUUAUCUAUAGAGAAAGUAUAUUACAGGUCUCUAGGCAGGGGGUUGAACCAGUUUGAUUCCAGGUCUUCUCCCCCUCUCCCUGCUCAUCCUGUCCGUUGGGAUGCAGGAGCUACCCUGGGAAGUGGCUGCUGGAGGAGCUGGCUCCAGGCUGGUGCAGCUGCUGUCCAGGAGGCUUGGGGACAGGCAGGACUUGGUGAUGAGGUGAUAGUGCCUCAGUCUGGGCAACAGAUCUGGCCAUGAGCAGGCAGUGAUGUGUGCCCUCAAACCCCCCAGGACAGACACUGUCUCCAGAGUUAGGGAUGCGAGGAGGGGCCAGCUGUGGAUGCCACCCGUGGCUGCACUCAGAGCUGCUGGGACCUGCUCCUCUGUCCCUACAGAUGCUGCCCAGCUGAAAAGAGAUAGACCUCAGCACAGUUAUCUAUAGUCAUGGCCUUUUCCCUGGGCUGCAGUGGCUGGUGGUUGGCUGGGGGCCGUGGGUCCUGUGGGAAACAGCCAUGACUGUGUGGGCAGGGGUCCCACAGGAGAGGAGUUCUGGAUGGGCUGGAACUCGGCAGGAACAUGAGUCGUUGGCUUUCCCAGCCUCUCCUUCAAGAAAGGAAAGGAAAGCCCACAAUGGAAACAUGCUCCUAGCCCAGUUUCUUGCAACAAUAAACACUUUUAAUUGAGCUCCUCGCCAACAUGGAAUAACAAAAUGAGUAGAUUAGACUAUAGAUUGUUGUUAUGAUUUUAAAAUUAACUUGCAUCCUCUCAGACCCUCUCCUUGGGGAAGUGGUAUAAUUAAAUUAAUUAGCAAUGCUGUUUUGGAGCUGCUCAACCAAGGGAAAUGCCUCAAAAUGAUUCUGGUCUCUUCCCAUCCAGCCUCUAGCACAGUGUGAGGCUCCUGCCUCCUCCCUGGGCUGGGGGAGCCCCAGGACUGUGGGAGCAGCACCUGCAACACCCCCCUCACAUGAAACCAAACAGGAAUCAAGUUGGUUCAUCUCCAGAUGCUUUUAUAUUCAUUAGCCACCUGUUAAAUACUGUAAAUACACACUCAAGAAGUCAAUAUAUAUUUUUAUAAGCUUGAGAUAAAUGUAAUAUAAUAUCACAAGAGACACUGUGUGCAUCUCAUGUUUGAACUAUAGUCAGACAUCUCCAGGAAAUCUCAGUUGGUUUGGAAUAUUUAAUAAUAAUAAUAAUAACAACAACAAUAAUAAAUGUAAUAAAAAUCUAUUGACAUUUUUGUUAAUUUUGUAUUUAUUGAACCAUGACUGAAGAUGGCAAUAAAAAGAUAUCUAAAUACCUGAGUAAAACCAACCACUAA
Molecule: messenger RNA, 5733 nt
Organism: Pseudopipra pipra
Lineage: Eukaryota; Metazoa; Chordata; Aves; Passeriformes; Pipridae
Gene: EPHA10
Product: EPH receptor A10
Exons: 16
Coding region: 29-3139 (1036 amino acids)
Biological process (GO): ephrin receptor signaling pathway; protein phosphorylation; axon guidance
Cellular component (GO): dendrite; plasma membrane
Molecular function (GO): ATP binding; transmembrane-ephrin receptor activity; protein binding
Source: RefSeq, a predicted model, not a curated record